This is a messenger RNA of Racocetra fulgida, 184 nucleotides long. The record is from the annotation of a GenBank genome assembly. NCBI's taxonomy places the organism in Eukaryota, Fungi, Glomeromycota, Glomeromycetes, Diversisporales, Gigasporaceae.
AUGUCUAAAAAAGAGAGCAACAUUAAGAAGAGCGAAAAUUUAGAGCAAAAUACCAAAUCUCAACUAAAUGAGGCUUCAAAUACUACAAAUAACUACAACAACACUGCUUCAACAUCAACUAGUAAAGACUGGGCUAAUUUAACUGAGGAAGAGGAACUUGUGUCGAAAGAAACUUUAGCAGAAG